Messenger RNA from Toxorhynchites rutilus septentrionalis, 654 nucleotides. Its product is annotated as larval cuticle protein LCP-30-like. The coding region runs from base 1 to 654 and encodes 217 amino acids. NCBI's taxonomy places the organism in Eukaryota, Metazoa, Arthropoda, Insecta, Diptera, Culicidae. Gene Ontology annotation, molecular function: structural constituent of chitin-based larval cuticle. The transcript is spliced from 3 exons. Gene Ontology annotation, cellular component: chitin-based extracellular matrix. The record is from RefSeq and is a predicted model, not a curated record.
AUGAAGUGCUUUAUUGUGUUUUCGCUUCUAGCAGUGGGGUGCGCCGUUGGCCAGUUCAGCGAUGGUCGUUACUCUCCGGACCAAUUCCAGGGAAGAUUUGACGAUGGAAAGUAUAGACCGGAUAACAGUGGAGCUUACCGACCAGGUGACGAUGGAAAGUACAAAGGAAACGGCGACGGACUGGGAUCUGGUAACCGUAGGCCACUCGGCAAUCGGCCAUCUGGUUUCGGAGGAUUCACCGCCCCAGUGCAGGUCAUUAGCAGACCACCGGUCCAGAUUAUCAGCAGACCACAAAUCCAGGCUGCUCCAGUGUUCGUUGCGCCAAACAGAAACAAUGAUUACGUAUCCAAUGGAAACCAGAUUGGAAUCAAGGAAUUCAUCAAUGAACUGCACGAGGAUGGAUACAAAUAUCGUUACUUGACCGAGAACAACAUCGAUGUUGCCGAGGCUGGCCAAAUCGAGAACCGUGGCAGCGACAGCGAAGUGCUCCGUGCCAAGGGUUACUACGAGUUCACCGCCGAUGAUGGCGUGCGCUACCGCGUGGACUAUAUUGCCGAUGAAAAUGGCUUCCAGGCUGAGGGAGCUCAUUUGCCAACUCCCCCACCAAUUCCGGAGGCUAUUCUUCGAUCGCUGGAGCUGCAGCGUCAGGGUUAG